Molecule: messenger RNA, 1348 nt
Organism: Coffea arabica (coffee)
Lineage: Eukaryota; Viridiplantae; Streptophyta; Magnoliopsida; Gentianales; Rubiaceae
Biological process (GO): double-strand break repair
Cellular component (GO): site of double-strand break; nucleus
Molecular function (GO): metal ion binding; ubiquitin-protein transferase activity; nucleosome binding
Source: RefSeq, a predicted model, not a curated record
CCGUCCUCUCCAGUCUCCUCCUCUCUCUGCAACCCAAAUUGCAAUACUCUCUCUGUUGCGUCUAUCAAAUCCUAAAACACCACUUUAGUAGUUGAACAUAAACAUGGUGAAUGAAGAAGUAGUUGUAAUCAAGAGCCCGCAUCAAAACUCAAGGAACCCUCCUCAAAAAUCAAAAGAAGUUGCCCAAAAUGGAGGAGAUAGAAAAGAGACCUUGUUCAGCCCCAGGUUCAGAUCCGUGGCAGCAAUGGCUGGCUGGGACGAGGAGGCUCUUAUGAUGGCCAGUAUUGUAGUUGAAGACACCCCAGAUAGGCAUUUCAAGCAAAAGAAACGCCCCACUUUGCAAAGUCUCAAGACUCCCCCUACGAAUUCAAGAAGAAAACGCAGAGUGCAAAGGAGGAGUCCUUCUUCUCUGCCAGUGGUUGCUCUUGAUCUUGAGGAUGACGAGACUCCAACAGAAUCAGAGACCAAGAAAGAGAUGACAGAAUCAACAACUGUUCGAGAUGAAGAGAAUAAAAGAAGUGGAAGUCAAUCCGAUGCACAGAGUUCCAUUAUUUCCCCUUCCAGUUCAGCUAUUCCAUGCAUCGAUCGACUUCGUGAAGAGCUUUCUUGUGCAGUUUGUUUGGAGAUUUGUUUUGAGCCCAGCACAACUCCUUGUGGGCAUAGUUUUUGCAAAAAGUGUUUGAGAUCCGCUGCUGAUAAAUGUGGAAAGAAAUGCCCAAAAUGCAGGCAGCUAAUCAGCAAUGGAAGGUCCUGCACGGUGAAUACAGUUCUUUGGAACACAAUUCAGAUGCUAUUUCCACAAGAAGUUGAAGCCAGAAAGGCAGCCGGUGCUUUAAAUAGUCGCGAAGUUCAGCGUCAGAGUCCAACAAGACCGAAUCAUACUAAUGCUAGGAACAGAGCUGUUCAAGCGUUAAGCAGUCCCGAGUCAGGACAUCGCAGCCCCAGCAGCAGAAGGGUUAUCAGAUUACCAGAAGACAGAGUGUCCAGCCUUCUAGGUUGUCGAGGAGGAGAAAUGAGUUGCCAAGCCAGGAUCAGGAUGCUGCAUUGGCUUUGAGAUUGCAAAGAGAAGAGUUUAUGGGGGCAUUUAGGGGACCUGAUGAUGAAUAUAGAAACUCUUUUGCAAUGGCAAGAGCUAACUUGCGGGCUAUGGCAUCUCGGGCCAUUAGAGCUAGAGGGCUCUAGCAUUAGUGAUGUUCUGCACUUUUACUUUGUUGCUUAGUCUUCUGGCAUUUUCUGUCAAUUGUAUGCCUAGUUGGCUUGGUCCUUUUCCUCAAUGGAAAUAACCUUAAUUAGAUGUCUCAAGAUUUUUCAACCACGCUGAAAAAAAAAUGGUUUCAAGUUCUACCAC